Messenger RNA from Morone saxatilis (striped sea-bass), 2021 nucleotides. It is a transcript of the gene twf1a, whose product is annotated as twinfilin actin-binding protein 1a. Gene Ontology annotation, cellular component: myofibril; actin filament; cytoplasm. The record is from RefSeq and is a predicted model, not a curated record. NCBI's taxonomy places the organism in Eukaryota, Metazoa, Chordata, Actinopteri, Moronidae. Gene Ontology annotation, biological process: positive regulation of neuron projection development; barbed-end actin filament capping; actin filament depolymerization. Gene Ontology annotation, molecular function: actin monomer binding; actin filament binding.
CAAACGGGCAUUCAAGCGGGUAAUGAUGUGAAGGAUAUCUUUGCCGAUGCCAGGAGCGGAGAGCAAUAUCGAGUCUUAAAGAUCGUCAUCGAGGACGAGCAGCUGACUCUGGGCACCACCAAGAAAGCGUCGAAGAAGUGGGACCAGGAGUAUGAUUCCUUAGUGCUGCCCCUCCUCGAGGAUGACGUGCCCUGCUAUAUUCUGUACCGGCUGGACUCCACUAACAACCAGGGCUACGAGUGGAUCUUCCUGGCCUGGUCACCGGACCACUCUACUGAUGAUCUGAAUCUCAGUGGAUACAGGAAAUAUCUGACCUCGCAGGCUGCUCCCCUGCCCCUCACCGCUGCAGAAGAGGAACUGAGGCAGAUUAAACUAAACGAGGUGCAGACGGACAUCAGUGUGGACACCAAGCAGCAGACUCUGCAGGGAGUGGCCUUCCCUAUUCACAAAGACGCUGUUGCAGCACUUGAACGUUAUAGGGACAAAAAGAUCAAUUACGUACAGCUGCAAGUAGACGCCGAACAGGAGCUGAUUCGGUUGUGCGGCACUGAGCCAACAGAGCUGAAAGACCUGCCAAUGAGAAUUCCUAAAGAAUCUGCACGUUACCACUUCUUCCUCUACAAACAUUCCCACGAAGGCGACUACUUAGAGUCCACAGUCUUCAUUUAUUCUAUGCCCGGGUACAAGUGUAGCAUCCGAGAGAGGAUGCUGUAUUCCAGUUGCAAAAAUCCCUUGGUCGACAUGGUGGAAAACAAUCUCGGUAUUGAGAUUGAGAAAAAGUUGGAGAUUGACAAUGGCGAUGAACUGACCAGUGAUUUCCUGUACGAGGAGGUGCAUCCCAAGCAGCAUGCACACAAGCAGGCCUUCGCCAAGCCCAAAGGCCCCGCUGGGAAGAAGGGUGGCCGCCGCAUCACCCGACCACCAGCAGGGAAAGAGGAGGAAGAUUAAAACAGACCUCAGCUCCCCGCCACCACCUCCACCCAGAGCACGUUCCACAGUGGAACAUUUCUUUGAUGGGGGGGGAAUCAUAUUUGACACGCUUGUUUAAAAGAAUAAGACAAUAACAUGUUAAAAUUCCCACAAAGUUCACCAGAGACCCAACUAUGCACGCCAAGGACAACUGAGCAAUGACACACUUCAGAGUUUCCAUUUGUAGCUUGCCAAAUGGAAGCAUAUUUAUGUAUGUUAGUAGUCACAAAUAACUUACAGUGAUUCAAAGAGGCCCAAACAAAGUCAAACUUGAGGUUUUUACAUUAUUGCCAGUUCUGAGACCUUAAAAAUGUUAGUGACUAAAUGUGAACUUGCGCCAAUAUGAUAAAAUUCCCCCAUUUUUAGUUCACAUCCUCAUAUUCUUAACUUGCAUUCCUUAAGUCUGUGUCAAUUAAUGUUUUUUUGUGUCUAUUGUGUUGAACAUUUGUCUCCUACUGUUUGCACAACAAGGUGCUCCAAAGCAGAAAAGAUAUAAUUAUCCCAAUUGUGUCUAUUGAUUCGUUUUAACAGUGCAUUUUAUAUUGGAAAUUGACUUCUUUUUUGAUAUAACUGUGGUUUACAUGAAAAAUCAUCUGCUGAGAAACUUAUUUUUCUAUGCAAGUGCUGUAAAUGUACAUAUUGUAGCUGUGUGAUGCUCUAUGAUUAAGAAACAGUCUGGUCUGUUCUGGUGAUUGUCAGUGUCGGUGAGGAUCACAGUGGAAAGAACAGGGGCUUCCAGAAAUAUUACGUCAAUACAUCUCAUAUUUCACUGAGAAGGAAGCUACUCAACCUUUGCUGGUUCCCAUACAAGAGGGAUCCCAAGCAACCGGAUAGGAAAGGGAAUACUAUUAAGUACCUUGAUUCAAAUGUUGCCACAUCCACUGAUCUACUGAUUAAUAUUAGGCAAACUACUAAGCUCACCUCAUUUUGAAGGGAAAAUCCCUUUAUAGUCAUACAGUGUCAUUAUAAUAGAGAGAAAAAACAUGUUUGGUCUUAUUUGUUUUCUUACAAAUCUUUCUUUUAAAGAAGAAAAAUAAAAUAUUUAAAUCAUA